AUAGCCACGGGGGGCUCAAGCGAGCACCGUGCCAGCAGGGUAUCUCACAUAUCUCUGCCCUCCUACCCUGCCGCGAGCCAUGGCAUCCGCGGCAUCCGCAGCAAAGGGCAGGCGCCCCACCGUGCUGUCGGAACCGGACAUGGCGAAGUUGCGGAAGCUUCUUGCAGAAGGAGACAAAGAGGCCGCAACCCAGAUGCUGGACGAAGCCAGCGCGCAGGAGAAGGGGGGGGACGAGGAGGAGGAUGUGGAGAAGGACGAGGACGCUGAGCUUGAGCAGGGCCGGAGGAAGCUCGAAGACAUGGGCCUCGAAGGAGCAGCCGCCUCAGACGGAGCAGCCGCCCCAGCUGACGCAGGGGCGCGCGGGCGGAAGCCCGCCGGAUCCGGUGCGAAGAAGGCGACGGAGAAAGCGACGGAGGCGCUCGAAGCCAUCAAGGGGCUGAAGCAGGAAGUUGCCUCAAUGAAGUAUGCCGCAGCCCUGACGGAGGAGAGAGAGAUGAAGACGCUGAUCACACUCAUCCCGACCAAGCGUAUCAAGGCUAAGGAGUUCUGGGAACAAAGCAAGGACGUCGAGAAGGCCAUCCUGUCGAACGGGCCCCUAAAGGACAAGGUCGUGCAGGCCUUCGCGAACCAGGCCAAGAACGAGAAGAAGAUCUUCGUCCGGGUGAAGGCGGGCUACCAGAAGAAGGAAGUGGAACAGGCUCUACCGGAAGUGGUUGGACGCUUCAACUUGCGGGUCAACUUCACAGUCUUGGAGAACAAGGCAGCAGCAGGCAAGACGUGCAGCAUCGCAUUCUCGGCGGUGAAGGCAGCACUCGGCUUCGAGAAGCUCACCAAUAAGGAGGUGGAGACCAUCUGGCCCCGGGAGCCGCUCUCGCCGCAGUGGAGCCUGGCCACCAAGGACGACGGCAUCGUUCUGGUGACCGGCAGCACCAUCACGACCCCCACGGGCAGCAAGCACGAGGUCACGUUCAAGCACGUCAUCGCCAUCCAGGGCUACUCGAUCGACGGCGCCGCCGUGGAGUCGCAGUUCCAGGAUUUUCUGAGGCCGCAUGCGGACGUAGUUCCUUUCCUAGUGGUCACAAGGGUGGCCCCGGAGGAGGCCGCUCUUGCAGCAGCGCCCAAGAGAGCCAGAAUUGAGAAGUGACAGACACGGGACAGGCAGCCAGAGCACCGAUCACACCGGACAGAGCCAGCUCAUCCACUCUCGCCGCUUGCUGCCUCUCUUCCCCACGCCGCGCCUAGGCCUGGCGACGGGGGGCGCGACGGCGAGCAGCCGACGGAGGCCGAGAAGAGCAACAGAGGCCAA
Prorocentrum cordatum is the source of this 1306-nucleotide messenger RNA. The record is from the annotation of a GenBank genome assembly. NCBI's taxonomy places the organism in Eukaryota, Dinophyceae, Prorocentrales, Prorocentraceae.